This is a messenger RNA of Prosopis cineraria, 2406 nucleotides long. Its product is annotated as putative disease resistance protein At5g47280. Gene Ontology annotation, biological process: defense response to fungus. The record is from RefSeq and is a predicted model, not a curated record. Bases 1428 to 2126 code for a protein of 232 amino acids. Lineage: Eukaryota; Viridiplantae; Streptophyta; Magnoliopsida; Fabales; Fabaceae. The transcript has 3 exons.
CAUAGAUAUUUGUAUGUUUUUUUUUUUUUUGGUUAAUUUCAUUUUUUUCAAUUGGCAAGAUGAUAAUCUCUCUUGCAACUAAAAAAAAAUAAUCAUACAUAUGUUAUUUUGGCCAAAGAAAAUUCAAAUGUUACUUGAAUAUGCUGCUUUCAAUUUCCUUUCAAAGGGCAAGAAUGUUUUUUAAUCCUCGAAUAACACAAUAGACAACACAUUUGUGCACACUGAAGUAUUAUUGACCUUAAAGAGAAGAAGAAGGAAGGUAGUUGAAUAUGCAUUUUUCUUUUGAUUUUUUUUUUUUAAGAAUUACUAUAAGGUCCCACUCAAUAUAUUUAAUUACUCUAAGGUCUUUUAACAAUUAGGUUGAUGUUAUUCCCUUUACUUCAAUUGUUAAAGUAUCUUCAACUAAUUAAUUGUGUUGUAUAUGACUUGUAUGUGAUCCUUCUUCUUCUUUGUUUCUUUUAAUAACAUAUGAACCGACGGUUCCUACUAAAUCCCAAUCCAAGUUGAUUCAUAGUUCAAGACUCCAGAACCAAGUUGCUGCCAGAUUAGCUAAAGAGGCUCUAAAAGUCUCUUCCUUUUUAGAUAUUGUUCCUUUGUUUCUGAAGGAUCUUGUGCUUAAUGAUUGUGUGAGAUUUUACUCCCCUUUCUACUUAGUUAGUUAAAUGGUACGGGCUUUGCCCUCUUUUCUAUCAAAAAACAAAAAUCCCAAUCCAAAUACUACUUGGGCCCAGGAGUAAUCAAGUAGGCUACAAAUAAAUGGUCGUUGAAAUAAUUAUGCAGUGAAAUUGGAUUUGCCUCAGAGAACAAGCCUCCAUUCAAGAAAUCCAUAGAUAUAGUGGGAUGAAAAUACAUAGCACUUUGGUACCAUGAUUCCCGUGAAACUUCCGGGAAGUUACGCUGACGAACAUUUUCAACAUUUUUAUUAUUAUUAUUUACAACGAUUAUACCGCCAUGUCCGAUGGAUGAUGGUCGCCGUUGUUAGACUUUUUUUCUUGGCAAUUCGUACAUGCCUUCAUCAUCUUCAGAAGAUUUCUCAAGUCAACGUACCCUUCAAGAAGAGUUACAGGAAGAUCUCUGCCCACCGCAGCCAAGCGCGUUCUUCUGAUCCAGUGAGAUCAGAAUCACAGAAUGGCUUCGAAAGAAGGAUGUGGUUGAAUUGUACAAACUAGAUGAACUUGGUAUGUCUGCUAUGAUCGCCAUCCACAAAUUAAUGGACCUGAGUUUUGCUGCCAGGAUCAACUUGCGAAGGACUGGUGGUAGCGAUCUGGACAAUUACUACAAUAACCACUUGCUCAUGCAGCAUGGUCUUUUGAGAGAGCUAGCCAUCCGUACAAGCAACAGGGAACCAGCUGAGAGUAAGAGAAGACUGAUCCUUGACAUGUUUGGAAAUCAUCAGCAUCCUGAGUGGUGGCCCAAGCACAGAGUAGAUGCUCCUAUACUGUCAAUGUCAACUGGUUUGUUUAAUUACCUCUUUCCAUCUCUAUUAUUGUCUUACUUAUGCACAAUCUCACGCAGGUUACAAUCGAAAUCAAUAUAAGAUAGCUUUUAGUGCUAUGCCAUUCACCUUCUUCCACAUUUUUUAUACAUAUCAAAACACUGCUCCAGAAUGGUUCAAAAAUCAAGCAGCUGGUGCUGUGGUUGUGAUUUUGAAUCUUAAGACUAGAGAAUUCAAGUUGCCUGAAUCCAUUAAAAAAAUGAGAAACCUGAGGGUUCUUAUUCUCACCGAUUAUGGCGUGGAAUAUCAAACUGAAUUCACAAACCCAGGGCUGUUUACUUCUCUAGGGAAACUGAGGAGGAUCAAAUUGCAGCAGGUUUCACUUUCUUACCCGUGCAAACUGAAGAACGUGCACAAGUUAUGUCUUUACAUGUGUAAAGUGAGGGAGGCUUUUGAAAACAACUCUAUGGAAUUCUCAAAAGCAAUGCCGACUCUGGUGGAGCUGAACAUUGAUUAUUGCAAAGAUUUAGUGGGAUUGCCUGUUGGGUUUUGCAAUAUAGCCACCCUGAAGAAGCUUAGCAUCUGUAGUUGCCCCAAGUUUUUUGAACUUCCCCAAGAAAUUGGGAAGCUUGAGAAGUUGGAAUUGCUAAGAAUUAGUCACUUCGCUGAGUUUAAGGAGAUGCCAGAGUGAAUCACCAAGUUGACGCGUCUAACCUUUCUGGACAUCUCAUACUGCAUAUUGCUUAAAGCUAAUGAGCCUAAAACAGCUGUAUAUGACGGAUUGUCCGGUAAAUGAAUUGCCAGAGUCGGUCGUCCAUAUGAAACAUUUAAAGAGUGUGAUAUGCGACAAAGAUAGUUAUGUUUAUUGGGACGUUAUCGAAUCUAAUGUCAAUAGAGGACUAAACAUAAAGAAGGCCGUGGGCGAUGAAGACUUAAAUUUUCUUUCCUGAUGAUCCUUCCUCAAGCUUCAA